Mollisia scopiformis is the source of this 834-nucleotide messenger RNA. RefSeq lists its product as uncharacterized. The transcript has a single exon. The coding region runs from base 1 to 834 and encodes 277 amino acids. The record is from RefSeq and is a predicted model, not a curated record. NCBI's taxonomy places the organism in Eukaryota, Fungi, Ascomycota, Leotiomycetes, Helotiales, Mollisiaceae.
AUGUCGCCAUCAGAAACGGCCAGCCUAGUGCUAUCGGCAGUAAGCUUUGCCAUUCAGCUUUAUCACCUGGGCGACCAAAUCUCUGCUAGGUUUCACUCCACUAGCCCGGACGACGCUGAGCUGCGCGAGCUGAGUAUAGCAAUACUGGACGAAUCUGACCACUCUAAAGUACUGAGCUCUAUUCUGUGUGACAAAGGGAAGUUUGGGCUCACGGACAGCAUUUUCGAGUCCCUGGAUCAGAACAAUAAGAAGAUACUGCUCGCAGUCCUUGAACAGCUUUCUGGAGUCUGGACUGAAACCAACGAAUUUGCGACAGCCAUAUUUGAGCGGGCUAAAAUAGCGAAACCACAGGUCACUCCCAGUCAACUGGAGAGCGGAGAAAACAAUGAUUUAUUACCUCUAAGACAUCGCGCUGAAGCGGAGCGGCUAAAACGACAGCUCGAAAUUGCAACCAACUUGAACCGACGUUUGGAAAGACGUAUACAAACUUUCAGCUGGCUCUAUAGUGUUGAUGGAGCGUCUCCUGCACAGAGUAUUGACAGACUGGAUAAAAUCGCAAAAGACAGCCAUGCACAAAGACUUGGCUGGAGCCGACCCGCAGAGUUACGGCAAUUAGUAUUGGGCCUCAGAAAUCCAAAUAUUGAUCGGACGUCGCUUCCCAUUCCACAGGCUCUUGAAAUAGACGGAGCAUGUAUCUCAGGCUUAGGAACGCUACGCGAUGGCGAUUUAUCUGGGAUGAUGGAUCGACGAAAGGUCUUGGUCGAGUUCUUGCCUUCUUUUCAAAUGUCUGGAGACACUUCGCAAGAGGCAACAAAAAAAGGGUUAAAGAGCUAG